ACAGCUAUAAAAUGAGUUUCUUUGCAUCAGGAGAGAGUAAUGGUACAAUUACAAUGACAGUUCCACAGAAAGAUAAUGUAAAAGUUUCACAGCGAGAAAAAAAGGUGUAUGUUAACCCCGACCUACCACUCAGCAACAUAGGGCAUCUUUUGUCAGGGGAAAGGAAUGCAUCACAAUAUUAUGGAAAGAUGGACAAAUUUGGAAUAUAUCCACAAGGUCCUGUACACCUUCAGUCAACAGACUUUCAGAAUUUCCCAGAUAAAUAUGAUUUUAAAAAAGCUGGCAUCUUGCAUAUUGGGACAACUAAAUCACAGAGCAUGAAAAAGGCCAUGGCACCAAGAAGUAAUCAGGAUUUUCCUGGUUUAUUAGAAGCAGACCUGACAGAGAAACCAAGAAAAUAUGAAAGAGAAAAAGAGGCACAGGAAGAUCAAUCCACCACAGACACAAUCACUGAUGAACUUUUUUCACAGCUAUUAGAAGCUGAUGGUGACAGUUCAGUUUUGGAUUGCAGAAUGUCGACAUCCGGGCCAAGCAAAACACAAGGUCAUGUGACACUGGAUCAGAACCAGGAUCUUACUCCAGAUAUCCAGCCAACACCAGAAAGCCAAUACACACUGAAUCCCCAGACUAAAGUUUGGUCCCAGGACAGAUGUUAUCAAGGAAACCAACAAGGUGAGCAGUGGGCCCUGGAGAGUGUCUGCUGUGAAGACCAAGGUAUAAAAGAUCAAAGUCACCUGGACAAGACAGGCUUACAAGUUUUACAUGAGGUUAUUGAGUUAGAAUCUGAUACAGGCCAAGAAAGUUUGAAGAAGCUGAUGGUGCAAAAUAGUGGAGGAAUGUCUAUUGAUGAAGUGACUUAUGAGGAUUUACUAAUAGAAAUUGACAGUACAGAUUUGAUUGGGUAUGAUACCCGAACAAAUAAUGCUAAGAAAGAAUACUAUGGGGAAUCAUCAAAAGACACUGAAGUAAUAAAGAAUCAGAAGUAUCAUCAUGGCACUGAAACGACAGCUGCUAGUGGUGAAGUUACCUGUGGUGAUUUACUUAUUGAUCUAGUGCCUGGAAUAGUUGAUCCCAAGGAGGUGAGCCAGCAGCACUCACUAAAAGAAAUAAUAAAGAACCAGGAGAGUCAUGGCUAUGGAACAGCUGCUAGUGGUCCAGUUACCCAUGGUAAUUUACUAAUUGACUCAGAGAUUCUUAAGUUAUUGGAAUGUGUCAAUGAAACAGCUGAUUCAAUUGAGGAGAGCCAGCAGCAGCAGUUACCAAAAGACCAUGACUUGAUGAAGAACCAGGUGGCCCAUGGAACCAGACCUACUGCUUGUAUUGCACCGACAUGUGGCAAUUUACUUCAAAACACUGGAUUCCAAAACUUGAGAAGUGACACAAAAGGAGCUGAUUUUGAGAAAGUAACCCGGCAAAACUUAUUAAAAGACUCUGAAUGGGUGAUGAACCAGAUAGGCCAUCACACUGGAAUGGCUUUUAGUCAGGCAGUAGGCUGUGGAGUUCUACCUAACAAACUGAUGAAUAGAACAGUGCAUGAUACGAAAACAGCUGAUAGAAAGGAAGAGGCUUAUGAGACUUUACCAGCAAAUGCAAAGUUAAUGGCGAAUAAUUUACCCCAUUUCACUACAAAAGCUGUUAGUAAAUCAGUGGUCUGUAAUAAUCUUUUUACAGAAAUUGAAAUAAGAAAGGAGCAAAUGAGUUAUAACACAGGAGCAGUAAAUACUAACAAUGGUGUUUUCAAUGAGACAGAAGGAAAUUUGAGGAAAUUUGCACAGAAUCAUACUAGACUCUCAUCUUCUGUCUGCACUGAUGAGAUACCCAAAACAUCAACAAAGAUUGACCUGACAGAUGAGAUGACUUCAGAAGAAAUAAUGUCAGAGAAUGAAGGGUUGAAAAAGAGGCUUGUAAAGAGAAGAUUGAAGCGAAAGUUACUAAAUCAGACCAAUGAACCAUUACAGAAGCGAACCAAUGAACCAGCAUCAAAAGUCAGAAAAAUAUUAGAUGCAAGUCAGAAUUUUCAGAAUGAUUGCCAGAUAGGGUUCUAUGAGGAAAAUGGGGAAGAGUUGAAUAACAGGAACCAAAGAGAAGUGGUGGAGUCAAGCCAACAAGACCUCACAGAGUCGAAUAUCCUUGUGGAAAAGCAGUUUCCCGAGUUAAAUACUUGGGAAAAUGAAUACCUUGAAUACCAAGAAGCAAAUUUUGGUAAUAUACCAAAUCUUGAUGAUCUGGGGGUCAAUGUGUAUGACAUAUAGGUGAAAACUUCUGAUCAAAAGAAUUUUUAGUUCACCUCGACAAAGUCAAGAUGAGUUUAUGCUAUACCCUCAACGUUGGUGUCAGUGUUAGCGUCAGCGUCCCAAGUGAAAAUUUUAGAGCAGGUCCAUUCCCAAGUUACUAUAAGCCCUACCAUAACCAAACUUGCAUGGAUGAUGCAUCUUGGGAUGGACAUACAAGCCUUGCCUCAGAUGCUGGAUCAGGCAUACAUUUUCCAGAUGAGUGACCAGGUUAAAGAUUUUGGAGUAGGUCCAUUCCCAAAUAACUAUAAGCCCUAUCUGGACCAAACUUGCAUGGAUGAUGCAUCUAGGCAUAGACACUACCAGACUGGCUUCUGAUGCUGGAUUUUUGAAGUAGCUCUUUUUAAUUUAUGCCCUGUUAUGAUUUAACUUGCAUGGAUGAUGCAUCUAAGGAUGGAAAAUGGAGACUUGCUUCGGAUGCUUGAUCUGACCUACAUUUUCCAAAAGGUGACCACGUUAAAGUUUUUGGAACUGGUAAAUCCCCAAUGAACUUAAAUACUGUAGAAGUACUUUUUUCUGUGUGGUAUUAAUUUCGGCUAUGUACGCGGUCACAAAUCUUCCACGGAAAUUUGUCCAAGCGUACUUAAUAUAAAUGUAAGGCAUAUAGUCACAUUCUAGGAAAUACGUGAAAUUUUCUACACAUGGAUUUAACAGAAAUUGAGAUUCCGUGGAAUUAUGACCCCCUGGAAAAAAGUACAUCUACAGUACCUAGUUAAACAGAACUUGCAUGAAUAUUGUUGUCAGGAUAAAUUCUAAGUACUAUAUAGUAUAAGAAAAUAUGAUGUGAGAUUUGCAUUACUUAAACUGAUAACAUUCUUCCAGGUGAGCCACGUAAUCUUUGAUUACCUAUGUUUUUGUUUACAAUGAUUAGGUGAUUUAUUAUAUACCUAAUGUGUAUCACCCAAUUUUACUGUUGAAUUUAUGCUAUCACAUGACGUCGUGAUCCAAUUUUCCAGAUCACCAACAUGUUGUUUUCUGAAUCCAUAUCACCACUCUCUGAAACUGAUGAUGUAGUAUGCAGAAAUAUGUUGUUAUUUUUCUUGUGCGUUAAAAAGUCCCUUGUGCUUUGUUUUAUGGAUAAAUGUUAUGCAAUUGA
Messenger RNA from Saccostrea cuccullata (small rock oyster), 3387 nucleotides. RefSeq lists its product as uncharacterized. The transcript has 4 exons. Bases 12 to 2252 code for a protein of 746 amino acids. The record is from RefSeq and is a predicted model, not a curated record. Lineage: Eukaryota; Metazoa; Mollusca; Bivalvia; Ostreida; Ostreidae.